CAGUCAGCAUGUUGAAAUCGAGGCGAACUGUUUGGAAUGAUGAAGGUUCGCCAACAAGGUGGAAUAGUCAAACUCCCUUAUAUAUAAGGAAUAGAUUAAACUCCUCUAAAGCGGAUACGGCAUAUGUUCAUGCACCUACAGAUCCGGAUAGGAAAUUAAUAUUACUCAAGCACAAUGAACAACUCGAACCCUUGCCCAAAACCAAUCGGUCAUCAAAGUUGGAUCCGCCAAUGCGCGAUCCGUCAAAUAUCUUCUUCGUUCCCGAAACUGAAGUAGUAAGGAAGACUAGGCCACAUCUUGUUGAAGAGAGUAAAGAACUUAGUACGGAGAGCGAUUCUCAGCCAUGUCGAAUCGAUGAUAAUAAAUCGGUAAUGUUCUUCCGAGCACCAGGGGAGGAUGGACGAUCGCGACCAAAAACGAGGCGUCCUAACAAAAUCGAUUCCAAUGUACCGAACGUGUCAAAUUCUACAAGAGCUCGUCUUAGUGAACAAAUUUCAACGAGGACUUUUCACUUUCCUUUAAUCAGCGGGAACUUGAGUCAGAAUGACGAAGUUAAAAGUAUUAGAAAAGCUUCGGCAGCCGCGAGACGAGCGGUUAGGACACCAUCGUCACAAGUUAAAGCCGACAGCGAUAAGCCUAUUGAAGGUUUAAGUGUACCUCUUUCGGUUAAAGCCAAUUGCAGCCCUACAAAAGUGUCAUACGGAUCAAGGGUAAAAACUAAUAGAACAAUCAACGUUCGAUUAUCGAACCUACAGACAAAAUCGAACGAUGUCUUUCCUGAUGAUAUUCGUUCUAGAGACGGAUCAAACGAUCGUUUAUCAACGACUAGAGCUAUGUCCUUGCCAAGGAUAAAUAUCGACGAUGCCGCAAGUAAUUUCGGAUUCCGAUCCACUUACAGUACUCCAGUCGUCAUCAGACAAAAGCCUAAUAGAUCGACCAGUUUGGAAAGCCGUUUUAGACGCAUUCAGCGCCCAACAAAUGAACAACAAUUAACGCCUAGGAAACCAUCGACACCCCGUUUCAAAGCGGAAGAGCCUAUUGCCGCUCCAGCUUUAUCGGAUGUAAGCUCCAAUGAAUCUCGUCUAGGCGAUUCCGGUAUAGAAGAGACCGAAACACAAGCUAGUGAAAAAUACGCUGCAGCAGAAGAUCAUACCGACAGAGAAAAAGAAAUAUUUGAGGCGGCCCAAAAAGCGGCCGAAGAAGCAAUGCUUGAAUUUGAGAAGGACGAUCGAAAUACAGUAUUAAUGAGGGAUCAAAGUAAAUUACAGCCUGCUAUAGGUCGGCGACCAGUCGACAUUAAGUGCUUUAAAAUGGAGCCUCCCGGACGUCAAUCUGGAAAACCAAAUGGAAAGUCAGCUAGACGGUCCGCUUGUCAGCAAUCUAUCGUCCAAGUGUUCAAAAUUGAUUUGUAAUUGAUUGGUAAUUGUAUAUCAUUCGCACAAGGCUGGAUCAACCUAUUGAUAAGGUUCUCUCCUUAUGCGCUAGUAAAGUAAAGCCUAUAUUUGUUAUAAAAUAACAAAACAUAAAUAUGAUAUACCUGUAAGUAUUAUAUACUUUCUUUCAAUUCAUAAGCCUUUGGAUUGGUGUAUAAUAUUUGUAUACUUUUAUACAGUAAGACCUGUUUUUUUGUGUAUACAUAGAGCACAUUUAGAAUGUAAUGUGUAUACUAUAUAUAUAUAUACAUUAGAUAUGCUGAAUAUUCAUAUUCUUUAUAGAAUAAAUAAUUGAUAAAAUGUUUACCAAGUGACAAACUUAUGUUAGAUAGAAUAAAGAAUAUAACAAGCCUACUCAGCAUUUUGAAUAAAAGAGAACGAGAGAGAAAGAGAGUGAAGUGAGAAUGUAUGCGAAAAGAAUGGAGAAAAUGAAAAGGACUUGAUCGCUGUAACUUCUACUUUAUAGUAAGGAAUAUAACAAUAAAGGGAAAAAAUAGAUACAUGAUUUCUUGUUGACCGAUAACGAAAACUUUAAAAAUAAUUGAUAUAGCUUAUCUUAAGUCUUAAUCUUCAAUCAUCGAUAUAUGUAUAUUCGAAAAUUGAGAUUGUAUAUCAACAGACUAAUUGUCUUCAAUUGUUUAUCAUUUUCUUUUGAAGGAAUAAAUUACUGUAUUAUCAAUCAUUUAAUCGUGAAAUAGAAGCAGAAAAAACUGCAAUUAAUAAAUAGGCGUCGCUAUUCAAAGUUAAUAAAAUCUCCUUAUUUUCAAAUUGAAAGAAAAAAUAAAGAAAAAUCGAAGCAAUCAACGGUCGUUGAUAAGCUUUUAUAGGACGUUAUCGAGAGAGAGAAUAGUCGGACCAACGCGUACUUGUAUUACCUAAGAAAAAUUCCCAGGCAGCUAAUAAUUCAAGUAUUCUUUAUAAUACUUAUCAGAUUAGCUCAUAAAUAAUAGUAGACUGCAGUAAAUAAAAUAGUCUUAUAUCCAAUUUCGUUGAUUAUAUCACAAUUAUGUAAGAAACGUAAUUAUUUUUUCCAAAAUCUAGUUAUUAUCAGAUUAUUUACACAUUGACCGAUAAUAGAUGAUAAUCCUUAAUAUUACUUGAAAAUUUUUUUCAUAAUGUAUUAAUUGAAUACUUCGUUUUGAAUAAGAACACUUUAGAGAGAAAUGCCGAUAGCCAUUGUCGGUAUAAAGGGAAUAAUCAAGCGAGAGAAAGUUGACUAAAAAGCUUAGAAGUUAUUAUUCGAAUUCUUUAAUCAACGAACCGACAAAUAUGAUUUUAUUUUCUUAAUCAGGUUUUCUUUUAAUUUUCUCCUUUAUCUUUUACCAAUCUCUUACUUUCUCCGUAGUUUGACCCAGCCUAUUUCUUGUUAAAUCAUAAAGUUUUAUGCUAAAUAUACAAUCUUCCGUUGUUUUCUUUACACCAAACAAAACCUAUUGAAGGACUACAAAAAAAAGUAAUUACUAAUCUUUUACUUUUAUAUAUACUGCAUAUAUACAUUUCCUUACAUCUUUAUUUUGUAAAGGAUUAUAACUCGUUUAUAAGUUUCUUCCUUCAGAAAGGUUGUGUCAUGUUUUUACCUCCUUCCGGUAAUAUCAUUCUCCUUUUCAAGUGAAGAAUUAACACUCGAAAGAAUUAUACCUUUGAUCCUUUUAAAACCGUGAAAGUAGACUAUAGAAAACUUUCAGAAACUACUUAAGAUAAAUUCAC
Messenger RNA from Dimorphilus gyrociliatus, 3140 nucleotides. The record is from the annotation of a GenBank genome assembly. NCBI's taxonomy places the organism in Eukaryota, Metazoa, Annelida, Polychaeta, Dinophilidae.